ACCCUAGCCCCUCGAAACCCGUGCCCAGGAACAUUCUUCUUUUGGCAAAGGCUUAGCAAAGGCUUGCAAGCUAGCUAGCUUGACCAGCAUUUAUACGUAAACACCAAGGGGCAGCCCUUGCUUCGACCAUGCGUAUCAACAAAGAGCUGCAAGAGAUUAUGCGCGACCCGCCGGCGAACUGCUCCGCGGGCCCGGUGGGCGACGACAUCUUCAACUGGGAGGCGACGAUCAUGGGUCCCCCUGACAGCCCCUACAGCGGCGGGGUCUUCUUCCUGAAGAUUCACUUCCCCGCGGACUACCCGUUCAAGCCGCCGAAGGUUUCGUUCACGACAAAAACGUACCAUUGCAACAUCAACGCGAACGGCACGAUUUGCCUCGACAUCCUGAAGCCCACUGCGUGGUCGCCGGCGCUCACGAUAUCGAAGGUGUUGCUGUCGAUCAGCUCGCUGCUAUGUGACCCGAACCCCAGCGACCCGCUCGUGCCCGAGAUCGCGCAGCUCCUUCGCACGAACCCUGCCAAGCACGACGAGACCGCGCGGGCGUGGACGCGCAAGUACGCCAUGUGAGCCGCCGUUCCCACGAGGGCCCCGCGCCGGUCGCGCCGCGCGAAGAGCUAGAGCCACACCUGAACCACCACCCGAGCGGACGGACGUCCUCGCGAAUGCUCGAGUCAACGCUUGAGCCGACGCGCCGGACGUUGCCUGGGCUGAGGUACGGGUAAGAUUUCCCUCCCUGAAA
This is a messenger RNA of Pelagomonas calceolata, 738 nucleotides long. The record is from the annotation of a GenBank genome assembly. Lineage: Eukaryota; Pelagophyceae; Pelagomonadales; Pelagomonadaceae.